AUGCUCUGGGCAUCCCUCCUGUGCCUGUCCCUGUCCCUGUGUUUGCGCAGCCAUGCGCAAAGCUGCCUGGCAGCCGCGGAAGCGGCGAUCGCCAGGGCUCCGGAAAGAAAGCAGAACAUUUAUACGACAACCCAUUUGUUCAAGCGCCAUUUGGCACAGUACUUCUGCCCGAUGACCGCAUCCCAGCAGCUUACGGUGGCAGAAAUCGGUGUGUUUCAUGGUCAUACAACUGCCGUGCUCGCAGCUGUUUUCCACCAAGUGAUUGCGGUGGACGUUGAAGAAUCGUACCUGCGACUAGCGGCCCGGCAAACAAACGGAUCAAGAAAUGUCGUGUUCGUGACCGGUGACUCCGGCGUGGACCGUUGGCAUGCUUUCCGUUCCAACCGGAUUGAUGCAGUCGUCAUUGACGCGGACCAUCGCUAUGAGUCGGUUCUCGCGGACAUUUCCAAUGCGCUGAGCGUGAAAACCGUGAAGCACUUUGCCUUCCACGACUAUCAAGCCGCCGGCGUGAGGCAGGCGAUUGCGGAGUUCGAAGAGCUGGGAGCGCUGGUGAACUGCCAGGCAAUCGGUUCGGGAUGGGAUGGUUCUGCUUGGUACUACGACGGUUGGAAUGCCGACACCGAGACUAACGUGUCCGAGGGCCGCCUCUGUCGUCGCGGGAAGCUGGGUAACCUAGCACCCUCCUUUGUCAACAAGACCUUCUACGUCUAUCAGACUCCUAUCGCCGAGUUCCGCAAAGAGAUGGACUGCCUAUUCCUUGCAGGUAGAAUGACCUGUAGUACACUGCAGGGCAGCUGGAGCUUUCGCGGCGAAGGUCGCAGGCUGCAGGUCCUUUUGGAGAACCCGUCGGGUGGAGCCUUGGAAGUCCUGUUCAACAAGGACUACACGGCCUUCAUUAUGGGAUAUCUCGGCUCGACGUAUUUUGGACUGCAAGAAGGUCUGGCCUUCAUGGCCGUGAAGCAGGCGAACCGGCUCUUCAAAGAUGCCAAGAGACAGCCGCUCUGA
Messenger RNA from Symbiodinium sp. CCMP2456, 1005 nucleotides. The record is from the annotation of a GenBank genome assembly. NCBI's taxonomy places the organism in Eukaryota, Dinophyceae, Suessiales, Symbiodiniaceae.